Molecule: messenger RNA, 1554 nt
Organism: Camellia sinensis
Lineage: Eukaryota; Viridiplantae; Streptophyta; Magnoliopsida; Ericales; Theaceae
Source: RefSeq, a predicted model, not a curated record
AUGGAGUUGGGCUUAGUUGGCUUGCCCACACAUUCAUCUGACCCAUUUGGAUUUGGGUUAGAAGAUUGGACCGCCCAAGGCUUAGAUCUGACAAUUUCAUAUUUAGCCCCUUCAAUCAUCAUCCUUGCAUUGGUCUGUCCUUCAUCUAAUGUUGCUGCUUAUGCUUCCUUUGGAGAAGAAGAACAGAAGCACAACUAUCUCACAGGUUCAAUCCCUGCCUCUAUAGGGAACUUGAGUAGCUUAAGUACCCGUUUAUACCUCAAUUCCAACAAACUCUCUGGACAUAUUCCUUCCAAUAUUGGGAAUUUGAGGAAGCUCCAGGUGUUGUUCUUAUUUCAAAAUCAGUUAACUGGUACCAUCCUUCCUGAAUUGAAUAAUCUCACAUUUUUUGUUGUAUUUGCGUUAUCUCAAAAUGAGCUUACUGGCCAGUUACCACGAGAUACAUGCUUCGGUGGUUUAUUAAGACCUUUGGCAGCAAAUGACAACCAUAUCCAAGGCCUAAUUCCUAAAAGCUUGAUAAAAAACUGCACCAAUCUAUGUAGAGUUAGGCUUGAAAGAAAUGAACUCACUGGAAAUUUGUCCGAAGCUUUUGGGACGUACCCUUCAUUGAAUUACAUUGAUCUGAGUUAUAAUAAAUUUUAUGGCCAGCUUUCAGAAAAAUGGGGUGAGUCUCGUGGUCUGACUAGCUUUAGAAUCUCCAACAAUAACAUUUCGGGAGGCAUACCUCCUAAGCUUGCAAAGGCAACACAUUUGUGUGUACUUGACAUCUCUUCCAAUCAACUAGUUGGGGAGAUCCCAAUAAAAUUGGCAAGUUUGAUUUCGUUGUUUCAUCUCAGUCUAAGUGAUAACAAACUUUCAGGAAACAUUCCAUUGUGUGGUUCCACAAAAACUUGUAGCAUUGAAAAGCUUGGAAAUUUCCACAAUGAACUCCACAGCUCCAUCCAAUCUACUCUAGAUGGAAUGUUAAGUUUGGCAUUGGUUGACAUAUCCUACAAUCAGUUGGAGGGUCCGCUUCCCAACAUCAAAGCCUUUCAAGUUUUAUUUGAAGCACUACGAGGGAAUACAGAAAGGGAAAGCUUGAAAAAGAUACUAAGCAAUGAGAAAGAAGCUGUGGAUUUUGAAUGGAUUAAGAGGGUCAAUGUUAUUAAAGGUGUGGCAAAUGGUUUGUUUUAUAAGCACCAUGAAUGUUUGCCUCCGAUCAUCCAUCAGGACAUAUCUAGCAAGAAUGUUUUGUUAGAUGGAGAAUAUAUGGCUUACAUUUCAGAUUUUGGCAUAGCUUUUCUAAAGCCUGAUUCAUACUAUUGGACUUCAUUUGCAGGGACCAUUGGAUAUGCUGCCCCAGGCACUAAAGUCCUCCGUCGUUUCAAUAAUGACAACUCGUUUGCAAUAUGGAGUUAUGAUGGAAAAAUGGUGUAUGAAAACAUCAUUCCAGUGACAGAUGACUUUAGUGUUGAACAUUGCAUUGGAGUGGGUGGUUAUGGCAUCAUAUAUAAAGUUGAGAUAGCAAGUGGUCAGGUUGCUGCUAUAAAAAAAACUUCAUUCUUCGUAAGAUAG